Messenger RNA from Linum tenue, 450 nucleotides. Lineage: Eukaryota; Viridiplantae; Streptophyta; Magnoliopsida; Malpighiales; Linaceae. The record is from the annotation of a GenBank genome assembly.
AUGGCUGGAAACCCCUGCCAACCCGGCGGAUUCUAUGAGCACUCCACGCUGUGGACCGACGAAUUGGGAAUUGCGCCUAAGCAGCUGUUGGGCCAUCUCAAUGAAGUUCUUGCUAUUGCGAGGGUUAAUUUCCUCCCCGCCCCGAAGCGGGUAGCGGACAACGUGGUAAAACACUUGAAUACUAUCAGAAAUCUGGAACAAGCACCUGAAGCAGAGAAAGUUGCCCGUGCUUCCCUUUACCAAGAAUUGGAGGAGAGAGUUGCUGCUGCAAGUGCCGCAGAUGAAGCAAUGGCCAUGAUAUUGCUGUUGCAAGAAGAGAACGCAUCAUUGAAGAUGGAGCUUAGGCAGAGUCAUACGAUGGUGGAAGAAACGUUUUCCUGUGAUGAAGAGGAGAUGAACGUGCUGCAGGAGAUCCUUAUCAGACGGGAGAGGCAUAUCUCCUUUCCUUGA